GACCUUUGGGUACUACAACUCUUGUUUCUCUCUCUCUCUAGGGGUGGAGAACAGGAUGGGAAGCUUUUCCGGCCCUUUUCUUCCUUGCUUUUUUCUGAUUCUUCUAUUGUUCUGUUCCUGCAAUGGAUACAGUGAUUUGGAGGUCCUGUUGAAGCUCAAGAGUUCCAUGACUGGACCGAAAGGGUCGGGACUAGAAGAUUGGGAGGAUUCGGAGCCUCCUUCGGCGCAUUGUGAUUUCUCUGGUGUUAGAUGUGAUGAAGAGUACCGGGUUAUUUCUCUGAAUGUGUCGUUUGUUCCUUUGUUUGGUGUGAUUCCUCAGGAGAUUGGGCUUUUGGAUAAGCUUGUGAACCUGACGAUUGCGGCUGAUAAUCUUACCGGGAUGAUUCCGGUGGAGGUGGGGAAUUUGGCAUCUCUGAGGCUUUUCAACAUCUCCAACAAUGCUUUCAGUGGGAAUUUCCCUGGGGAAAUUUUUCGGGGCAUGAGUCAGUUGGAGGUUCUUGAUACUUACAACAAUAACUUCACAGGGCCGCUGCCGAUUGAGAUCGUGGACCUGAAGAAUCUCCGGCAUCUCUCUUUUGGAGGCAACUAUUUCACCGGUGAAAUACCGGAAAGGUACACUGAGAUUCAGAGCUUGGUGUACUUGGGUCUGAACGGCAUCGGUCUCACUGGAAAAUCGCCUGCGUUUUUGGCUCGCUUGAAGAAUCUUGAAGAGAUGUACGUUGGAUAUUAUAACUCCUACGUCGGAGAAGUUCCGCCGGAGUUUGGUACGUUGAGUAAACUGCGGGUUCUAGAUAUGGGAAGCUGCAACCUCACAGGCGAGAUUCCGGUGAGUUUGGCCAAUUUGAAGCACUUGGAUACAUUGUUCCUUCAAAUGAAUCAUCUCACCGGUUUACUUCCCCCGGAACUCUCCGGUCUGAUUAGCUUGGAAUCACUUGAUGUUUCUAUAAACGAGCUCACCGGAGAGAUUCCAGCAAGUUUCUCCGCGCUGCAGAACAUUACGCUAAUCAAUCUCUUCAAGAACAACUUUCACGGCCGAAUCCCGCCGUUCGUCGGUGAUUUUCCUUACCUCGAGGUUCUUCAGGUGUGGGAAAACAACUUCACGUUCGAACUGCCGGAGAAUCUGGGCAGCAACGGGAAGCUUCAGAAGCUCGACGUUUCUUUCAAUCACCUUACUGGAUUCGUCCCUCGGCAUUUGUGCAAAGGAGGAAAGUUGGAUACGUUGAUUCUCAUGAAAAAUUUCUUCUUCGGGCCACUUCCAGAGGAAAUCGGUGAGUGCAAGUCUCUUACCAAGGUUCGAAUCACGAGAAACUUCCUCAAUGGAACGAUCCCCACCGGGAUUUUCAACUUGCCGCUGGUAACACAAAUGGAGUUAGAUGAUAAUUUGUUCACCGGUGAACUGCCUUCAGAGAUGUCAGGUGCUAAGCUUGGCCUGCUGAAAAUGUCCGGUAAUCUGAUCAGUGGAACAAUCCCUCCGGCGAUAGGUAAUUUGGCUAAUUUACAGACCUUGUUUCUCGAUGCCAACAGAUUUUCUGAUGCAAUUCCUGAGGAGAUCUUCAAGAUCAAGUCACUUUCGAAGCUGAACAUCAGCAACAACAACAUUAGCGGUGAAAUACCUGCUUCAAUUUCUCAAUGCACAUCACUUAAUUCAAUUGAUUUGAGUAGAAACAGGCUUACUGGAGAAAUUCCGAAAGGGCUUUCUAAGCUGAUUGAUUUGAGCAUCCUCAAUUUGUCAAGGAACCUGCUUAGCGGUGAAAUUCCCGGUGAAAUUAGAUACAUGACGAGCCUCACAACUCUUGAUCUUUCAGAUAAUGAUUUCUCCGGUGGAAUCCCCACCGGUGGUCAAUUUUUAGUCUUCAACGCAAGCUCGUUUGCUGGAAAUCCCAACCUUUGCCCAUGGCACCGAGAAAGUUGUGCAUCUUUGGCUAACAGAGCUGGAGCUUCAGGUCACCAUGCGAAGCGGUUCACGGCCUCGAAACUCAUAAUCACAGUUAUUACUCUUGUAACUGCUUUGUUAUUGAUAAUUGUAACUGUUUAUCGAAUGAGGAAGAAGCGGCUCCAGAAAUCCCUGGCCUGGAAGUUAACCGCAUUUCAGCGGUUGGAUUUUAAGGCGGAGGACGUCCUGGAGUGUUUAAAGGAGGAGAACAUCAUCGGAAAAGGCGGAGCUGGAACUGUGUAUCGGGGAUCCAUGCCGGACGGCAUCGACGUAGCAAUCAAACGAUUGGUUGGGUGCGGCAGUGGACGGAACGACCAUGGCUUCUCUGCCGAGAUUCAGACUCUUGGCCGAAUCCGGCACCGGAAUAUCGUGAAGCUUCUCGGUUACGUCUCGAACAAGGACGCGAAUCUUUUACUCUAUGAGUACAUGCCGAACGGCAGCCUGGGGGAGUUGUUGCAUGGAUCAAAGGGCAGCCAUUUGAAGUGGGAGACGAGGUACAAGAUCGCCGUGGAGGCGGCGAAGGGACUCUGCUACCUUCACCAUGACUGCUCGCCGUUGAUUAUUCACAGGGACGUGAAAUCGAACAAUAUUCUUCUGGAUUCCGAUUGUGAAGCCCACGUGGCAGAUUUUGGUCUCGCUAAGUUCCUCCAGGACGCCGGUGCCUCUGAAUGCAUGUCCACCAUUGCUGGUUCCUACGGUUACAUUGCGCCAGAGUACGCCUACACUCUGAAGGUGGACCACAAGAGCGACGUGUACAGUUUUGGAGUGGUGCUCCUGGAGCUUAUAGCGGGGAGGAAACCGGUUGGGGAGUUUGGAGACGGAGUGGAUAUUGUCCGGUGGGCGAUGAAAACGACGUCGGAGCUCCCUCAGCCUUCUGACGCGGCAUCCGUGCUGGCAGUCGUAGACUCUAGGCUGAGUGGGUACCCACUGCCAAGUGUCAUCCACAUGUUCAAAAUAGCCAUGAUGUGCGUUGUAGAAGAGAGUACCAAGAGGCCCACGAUGAGGGAAGUUGUUCACGCGCUUACUAAUCCCCCCAGUCUGCCCCAAGCCUCCUAACCUUUUUAGAGCGCAGCCCAAAGGCCCAUAGCCACAUAUUUGGUGUGCUUUCGCAGUAAAUAAAAGCAUAGUAAGCUGUAACUGUAAUAAGAGGAUUUGGGUGUUUGCAGUAAAUUAAAUUGGGUUAUGUUGUUUUAAGUUUUCUUUUUUCUAAAUGUAAAUUCUGGUUUGUCAAUGUUAUGAACCCUUUUAUUUCUUCUUUUUUCUUUUUCCUCUCUCUCUUUUCGGCCAACAAUGUUAUGGUGAUUCAAAUCUUACAAAUUAAAAUGUUCUUUAUCCU
Messenger RNA from Rubroshorea leprosula, 3269 nucleotides. The record is from the annotation of a GenBank genome assembly. Lineage: Eukaryota; Viridiplantae; Streptophyta; Magnoliopsida; Malvales; Dipterocarpaceae.